Molecule: messenger RNA, 288 nt
Organism: Strongylus vulgaris
Lineage: Eukaryota; Metazoa; Nematoda; Chromadorea; Rhabditida; Strongylidae
Source: the annotation of a GenBank genome assembly
AUGAUUCCUCUCAAAGACACUCUCUUCCCAUACACAUUCCCUUUCAAAAUGUAUUUGGGUGCCGCCCACAUCAUCAGCCGCCGUCGUCGCCGUUCCCCCACUGGUCAGACAAAGGAGGCCGAGAGGCUACGAGCUACGAGCCGCGUGUGGCCAAGUGACUUCUACACAUUGUCGCAGUUAGACGAAGACGCCUCAGGCAAGAGAGGAAAACUGCUGCGUGGAUUGCGACAUCGCAACGCAUUGUCAACGAGCCGAGAGGAAUUCGUGUCUCGUUUACGUCUGUCGUGA